Messenger RNA from Antechinus flavipes (yellow-footed antechinus), 4018 nucleotides. It is a transcript of the gene RCCD1, whose product is annotated as RCC1 domain containing 1. The record is from RefSeq and is a predicted model, not a curated record. Bases 842 to 1999 code for a protein of 385 amino acids. Lineage: Eukaryota; Metazoa; Chordata; Mammalia; Dasyuromorphia; Dasyuridae. The transcript has 6 exons.
CUUCCUCCCAUCGCUCCCCUUUCCCCCUUCUUCGGCCCCGCCUUCCUUAUGCUCCUUUCUUCCUCUCCCUUUUCUCCCUACGGUCUUCUUCCCCUCCUUUUUUUCUCAGUUCCUUCCUUCCUCUUUCUUCUUUCCCCCCUCCGACCCGUCUCCCUUUCCCCCUUUUUCUGCUUCCUUCCCCUCUCCCUCUCUUCCUCCUCUUUUCUCCCCCUCCUCUUUUUCUCUUUCCUCCCUCCAGUUCUAGUUUUCCUCUUCUCUGUCCUCUCCCCCCUCCCUCUUUCAUUUCCCCCUUUCCUUACUCCCUCCCCAUUUCCUCUUUUCCUUCCACUCCUUUCCCUUUCCAUUCUCCUUAUCCUCUUCUUUCACUUCUUUUUUAGACCUUCCCUCCCCCUCCUCUUCUUUCAGCAGUCCCCUACCCUUUUGAGCUUGCAGCCUCAGAGCUUCUCUCCCCCAUUCCAGUGCAUCUUCUUGUUGUACCCCUCCAUCCCAGUGAAGCUCUUGGACUGAUGCGCCUCCUCAUGGGCAUAAAUACUGCUCUGACACCAUUUUUAUUAGAUAGAAGAAAGCUUGGAAGGCUACAAAGAUUUCCCAUAAACUUUCAUACAAAAAUUGGGCGGGAAAUAAUUUUCUUUUAAAAAAUGCUAGCUUGUCUGAUGCUACAAAGGUGGGUUUUGUUCAUCUAGCAAAUCAUAAAAUAAUAAUUAAUUUUUGGUUUUAUAGCUGGAUGAACAGCGUGAAGAACAGAUGUAAGACAGGGUAGUGCCAGUUCAAGUUUAGGUUUUAGAAGAAAAGCAGGAAGUAAUAGUGAUGUAACUACCAUCAUAGCCGAGUUAGGGAAUGGAUGGCUCAUGGGGGAUCACAGGCCUGUGCGGGUCAUGAUUUCUUGGGGAGAUCUCUGCCUAUAGAGCUCUUUGAUUUUCAUUUGUACAGCCUCCAUAGGGGUAUGCACACGUCCCACCUCAGUGCGCACAGUUCUACACUAUCCACAAGGCCUCGGGCGGGGUGCCCCACCCCCUGCCUCCAGCCAGCCCCAGAGACCAAGGUUUCUCCCUCUCCAGGAGACAGGCGCCUGGUGCUGUCUGGCUCUGUGAAUGGCCAGCUCUCGGGUUGCGGGGACCUGUUGGCCUCGGAGCAGCACCUGCUUGUGCUGCGCAUGGAGACAGAAGGAAGCCCAGCAGAGAUGCAGGCCUGGGCUGCAGCCCCUGAGCUCCAAGGCACACCCCUGUGGACACGACAGAUCCUGCAGCGGGGAGGCCCCCUGAAACCUGCUGUGCUACCCUUAGCUCCUGAGCCUGGGUGGUACGUGAGCCCCACGCAGCCUUUCUCCCAGCCCCUGUGUCCUGAUCUGAAGGCCCGCCAGCUGGUGUUGGGGGCAGAGCAUGCCCUGCUGCUGGGUGGAAUGGGGCAGGUGUAUACGUGGGGCACAGGCAGACUCGGACAGCUGGGCCACGGGGCCCUGGAGGCAGAGCUGGUGCCCCGACCAGUGGAGGCACUUCUGGGGCUAGCCAUGGCUCAAGUUGCAGCUGGCGGAUGGCAUUCCCUCUGCGUGAGUGAGGCCGGUGAUCUCUAUAUCUGGGGCUGGAAUGAAUCUGGGCAACUUGCAUUGCCUUCCAGAACCAUAGCAGAAAGAGAGAAGACAGUGGCAGGUGCUUCUGGGCUCUCCUCGUGCAUGCCUGAAGCAAAGAUACCAGCCACGGAUGGGGAUGGAGAUCUUGCUCAGUUCAUAGCAAUCCAGCCUUUCCCAGCCUUACUAGAUCUUCCCAGUGGCUCCGAGGUCAUCAAGGCCAGCUGUGGAUCCCGACAUACGGCUGUGGUGACUCGAGAUGGUGAUCUCUACACUUGGGGCUGGGGUAAAUAUGGGCAACUUGGCCACAAGAAUACUGCCAGUUUGGAUCAGCCCCAACGGGUAGAUUAUUUCACAGAUAAUCUGCUCCAUGUGGAAGCUGUGAUCUGUGGGCCAUGGAAUACUUAUGUGUAUGCUGUGAAAGGGAAGACCUGACUUCCUGGAUAAUUGGACAAAACCCCAUUGAGGUUGAAGAAUCUUGAGGCAAUUUUGUGUACUCUUUUUAUAGGUACAGAAAACAAAAUUAAGGAAAAAAGGAUGGAAAACUCUUGCCCCUGUUUACCAUCUGUAUUGCUACUGGCAAUUUAAAAGUCAAGAAACCAAAAGAUUAGUGUAGGAUAGCCCUACUUCCUCUAGCCCAACCCUGAAAUUUGCUUGAUUAAAAGAAAAAAAAAAAUCUUGAAAACUUUCAGUAAGAUAAUUCAGGUCUUAUUUUUGGCAGUUUUGAAAUGCUAAUGACAUAUGUAAUUUUAUACUAAAACUAAACUCUGGGGGUCAUGUAAUUGAAUAUCGGAGUCACAAAAAACUUGCCAACAGUAAAAAGUUUCUUAAUACAACCAUUAAAAAUCUUAAAAAUGCGUGAUAUAUUCAAGGUAUUUCUGGCAACACUUAAGCCAAAAAAAAUAUUCAUAACCCAAGUGUCUGGUAAUGUACCUUUUUUCCACUUGAAUCACGUUUCAAAGUUCUAGAUUAGGAAUUGAACUUUACUUAGGAAGCAGAUAUAUUUAGAGUGAAAGGAAGACAGCACACUCUUUAGAAAGACAAAAACCUUGACACUUCCUACUUUGUAGAGAUGUUUGAUGUUUUAUUUUAUUGAAAUGUUUUACUUUCAUGUUAAAAUUCCUCCAACUUAGACCAUUUUUUAAUGCAUGAAAUAUGGUAUUGUGAUCAACUUUUUUUUUUUCUUUUAGAUACCAGAUAAGCCAGUAGGGUCCCCCCCAAAAAGGGACUCUUAUUGAAUUAUAGAACUGUAUAGUAGAAGAUAUAGCACUGCAGCCUCUGUCUUCCAACUUGUUAGUUCAGAGUUAGUUUCCAUUGUCUCUUUACUCCUCUCUGUCUUCUCAUCUUUAAAAUGAGGUCUCAGGUUCCAUGUGAGGGAAGGAUGGUUGCUUCAGUGCAUGUGGGAAAACAUUCCCACUUUGUAAAGUUUACAUAUUAAUACAUUGAUAGUUUCUUGUAGUGUAAAAGGCUCAACAUUUUCCUGAUUCCAAUUCCAAUUUAUAGUAUUCUUAGAAAAAAGAACUAUUUUUUAUACUUAACUUUUAUAAAGUAAAUAAAUCAUUAUUUGUUUUAUAUGAUGCAUACUCUUUCAUUAGGAAACAGCUCGGUACAAUGGAGAGACACGGGUUCAAAUCAGUUUUACCUCCUUGAAUUUUCUAAUUUGCAAAAACGAAAUGUCCACUGUGAAAUGACUAGAUAUAGAGGACAAAUUCAUAUACAAACUUUUGACAACCAUUUAAUGUGACGAACAUAGCAGCAUGUGCUCAGGCAUACAAAUUAAAAAAAAAAAAACCCAAUUAGAGAAUAAAAAGUGCUAUGGGGGGAAGUCAGAGUGAUAAAGUACAUAAGCAUGAUUCUUCAGCAUUGUGAAUGAUAACCAAGGCAGUUCCCUAGCACUAGAAAUAGUUUCAGAUUUUUACUCUUAAAAUCAAUAACCAAUUUUGUAACUAUCCCUCCACCUCAAUCUUACUGUACAAGAGGAAGGUAAACAUGAACAAGGACACUAGACUCAGACUUGAGUUGACUAAAGAGGACAUGACCACACACAUAACUGCAAAGCUAAGAGGCUUAACUCAGGGAGGAAAGAGACAUAACAACGAAAAUAACUAAAAACAACAUAAAUGGGGGGGGGGGGGGGGGGGAAGGGGCAAGUUCUCUUCUUUCCAGGGAUUUAGCCUAAUCUUUCUAGUCAGUUCUUUGGCAGUAUUUUAUGUUUUUCUUAUAAACAGUUUCAAUUUCAAAUGUAGAUUACAUGUACUGUACUUAUAGUAGACUGUCCUAAGUGAUAUUGAAGGGGAUAUCCUUUUGAGAAGAGAUAACAAAGCUAAAAAGGGGUUCAUUAAAAAUUCACAAAUCGAAAGUUUUUUAAAAGUAUGAGUCAAAAUUACACCAUGAAAAAGUAUAAGCUAUACAAGGGAGGGAUUGAUUCAACCAGCCAUCUUCUGUUCCAUAAAG